UAACUAAUAUCUGUGCUGGCAAGUGGCAACAUUACCGGCAGCGAAAAAAGAAAAGCGAAUUUUACGAAUUUGGCUGAUUUUGUGACUGUGAUUUCUAGUAUUUUACAAUAAUUAACAGCAAAUUACGAACAAACCUAAAAUGAAUAGUUUCGUCAAAACUGCACACCGUGUUAUACAAAGUUGCGUUAAAACUCCGAGCUUAGCUGGGGCUUUGGUCACCCGUGCACAAGCUCCAGUAAAACGUGACUUCACGAGGGGAAUAUGGCACAUGAGCUGUUCGAAAAGUCUAAACGGGCCUACGGCAGCUUCUGGCUUGCUCCACAAUCACUCCAACACGUGUGGCUGUGGUUGCGGCUUGAAGGCUUUACACACAAAAGGUGAGAGAGAGUUAGUGGAGUUCCUGACUGAGGAGAUUGUGGCCGAACGCAAGGCGCAGAAGGUGAAGACGCUGCCUAAAGAAGUGGAGGGCUUCACCGUCCAAGGAGAUGGAGCCGAAGUGGUGCUCAGUAAGCAGUUGAAGGAUGAACUCAUCAAAAUCACAUUCAACGUGAACCACACGGUGGACUCGGAUGAUCUGGAAGGUGAUGUGCAGCCGGAGAAGCAAGAGUUUGCGGAGAUGCGUUCCAAGCCUCAGUUCGAAGUGGACAUCAUCCGAGGAGACACCACUCUGGGGUUCACGUGUUCGUUCCUACAGGAACCACCGUCCACCAAUGCUGAUGAAUAUAAUGACAUCUUUGGCAUCGACGAGGUGACGAUCUACAAAGGGGAAUGGAAUGACAAGGUGUAUGCAGUCGCUGGCGACGUGCUCGAUGGAUACCUCUACGACUUGCUCAUGAACCUGCUAGAAGAGAAGGGCAUCAGCAACGACUUUGCUCAGAAACUGUCAGACUUCAGCACCGCGUACGAGCACGCCGCGUACAUAAACCUACUGGAGACCGUCUCCAAGUUCACCAUUGGGAAACAAUAGGGUUGUGACGUCAUUAAUUGUUAAAGUCUUGUAACGUCAGAUUUACGUUCUGGGUAGAUUCAAUGAUCACUGUCAGAUUUUGCCAUAUAUAUUAUAUACUAGCGACCCGCCCCGGCUUCGCACGGGUGCAAAAUUAUAAAUGUUAUUAUACAUAAAAACCUUCCUCUUGAAUCACUCUGCCUGUUACAAAAAACCGCAUCAAAAUCCGUUGCGUAAUUUUAAAGAUUUAAGCAUACAGACAAACAGACUAAAAUAGCGACUUUGUUUUAUACUAUGUAGUGAUAGAGAGAUGCAAGUCAGCGUUCUGACGUCAUCAAACUGUGACGUCAAACUUUCGUGUAGAGAUUUUCAAAUUUAGUGUGUUCAAAAAAUUGUGAAUUGUAUCAACCUCCGUUUUUAACUAUCCGGUGUCGUAAUUCACUUUUGAAUAGUGGUUUCAAAAUUUUAAUAGUAGUUUCAAGUUGUUACCGUAUUAAACUGUAUCGUUAACGUUAAAUAAUCAUUCUGGGUAGAUAUUGUAAUCAUUUUAGACUUAACCAUAUGAAAAAAAAAGUCUUGUGCAAGAGUACACACUUAUAAACAAAGUUAUGAACAUUUUCUGUGUCCAAAUAUUCUAUUGGCAAUAAGUAAUGUAACUUCGUGAAAUGAUUAUGUCUUAACAAAUGGUCUGUGUAAAUUUGAACUGUGUAAGUUUUACUUAACUGUGCCUUUUAGAAAUCGUCUCUAAAUUGGUAUACCCAGGACGUAUGUAUUGCAAUAAGUUGUUGGUUAAACUGCCUUACAAAUAAUUCAAUCUAAAAAUAAUGACUAUACAAUAAUAUUCACUAUUCUUUGUUGAGAAAUUAAAAGUAGAUUAUAUUAUCUCUGAUGCAAUCUGAAUUGUGUUAUAGAAUUGUCUGCCAAUCAAUUAUAUUUUGGUCUCUGACUUAUUGCUAACCUUGGUCUGUUAUUCUCUCUAGUAUAUAUUUUUUAUUCAGUUCAACUGAAUUCAAUAGAUUAAAAAAAUUACAUUUUUUUAAAUAUUAUAUGACUUGUUUUGAAAACAGAUAACAGUGAAUGCAAUAACUUGGUUUUUUUUUCUUGUGCAAUAAAUUCAAUUUUUUUAUGUAAAACAAAAUCCAAAAACGUCACACUAGUCCUUGGUGUAAGCGUCAUACUAACACACUUUUGAUAUAUUUAAAAGGUGUGUUAAAAGCGUGUCUAAUGAGUGGCUCGACGAAAUAUCUGAUAAAGCGUAUCGCACCCCGCCUUUCAAGCGUGAUUUUCACAUGAAAACCCAUGCGAUGGUGGUAUCUUUGUAAACUAUUCGAAAGCCUUUACUUAUCAGUAAGUCUAGAGUUCUAUCGUGCAGAAAUGUUUGAAAUACAGCAGUGUACAUUCAAACUAAAAUCAUUAAAUUUUAUCCUGUCUAAAUGCAACCCGUAUAUUCGCAUAAGUACCUAAAGAUAGAAUAAAAUAUAUAUAAAAUAAAAGAUAUUAACAAGCAAAAGAAAUUCAAUGUUUCAAGUUUUAUCACAAUAUGUAAGUGCUAGAGGGUUUUAUUAAGUUAUUUAUUACAAAUAACAAUAUACUAUGAAUGGGAUUACACUUGUAACUCAACACGCUUUACUCUAAGUUUUACUAGUUGGUCAAAUUCAUUGAUAAAAUAAAGCCGCGUAGAAGGUUUUUGUCGAAUUUCGUAGACUGACUGUCGAAGACUCAAAAGCAAAGAAUUUACCCAGAAGAUUGCAUGUAAAAAACGUGGUAAGAUGGGGGAAGCAUUUAUUUUGCAUAGGACAGCUUUAAAGUUAAUUUUAGUUAGUGACACGACUGUGCUGUUGUUUAUUGUUAGUGUUAUGUUUAGUCUAAAGUCUCAAUUAAAUUGUCGAAAGUGA
Molecule: messenger RNA, 2841 nt
Organism: Amyelois transitella
Lineage: Eukaryota; Metazoa; Arthropoda; Insecta; Lepidoptera; Pyralidae
Gene: P32
Product: complement component 1 Q subcomponent-binding protein, mitochondrial
Exons: 5
Coding region: 140-967 (275 amino acids)
Biological process (GO): cytosolic ribosome assembly
Cellular component (GO): mitochondrial matrix
Source: RefSeq, a predicted model, not a curated record